Hemibagrus wyckioides is the source of this 2487-nucleotide messenger RNA. RefSeq names its product protein TUNAR-like. The transcript is spliced from 2 exons. Bases 562 to 819 code for a protein of 85 amino acids. Lineage: Eukaryota; Metazoa; Chordata; Actinopteri; Siluriformes; Bagridae. The record is from RefSeq and is a predicted model, not a curated record.
ACUCUGUCACUCUUCUUUACUCUCUUCAUCCUCUUGCUCUCUGGUUCUUAAAGUGACUGAACUAGUCUCUUAGUUUUGAUGCUCAAGUCACGGACACUGAGUGUAGUCUGAAACACUUAGUUAUGCGAGAGAAAAGCAAUUUGGAUUGAAGUUUUAACUAUGUGUCGGUGCCAUGGAAAAAAGAAAAGACUUUCUCUGACUUGUUAAUGAAGACAGAGCAGAUUAAAACAAGAGAGAUCAUUCUGGGCAUCGUUUCCACUCAGUCACUUGCUUUAAAUUAUCUUUAACUCAGAUUUAUCUCACAAAAAGAAGAAGAAGAAGAAGAAGAAGAAGAAGAAGAAGAAGAAGAAGAAAUGAUGAAGAAAAGGAUGCAAGCUGUGCUAAAGAAACUGAUGACAGCUAAACACAAGCACAAGUGAAAUGAAACAGGACAGGAAAUUACAGAUCUGCACUGGGAAGCAACCAAAAACUGGGACUCUGAAAGUGGACAAGCUCUUUAACACUGGAACCUCUUCACAGAUACAGAAUGAGUGGAGUUAACUUGUGUUUUAGUUGCCUAGGAUGUCUUCACAAUCCAAGAAGGCAAUCCCCCCCAGCAUGCCCAAUGCUAUGUUCCUCCUGAUGCGGUGCAAGAUUAGUCUGAGAAGGCAACUGCAGACUACUUCAGAGAAAAUGGUAAACACUUCUCAUGGUGAUGAGGAAAAAGGAAUUCAAGACAAGGAAAGCAAGGAGGAAACCAUUUUAGCCAUGCUAGGCAUUAUUGGGACGAUCCUCAACUUGGUUGUGAUCAUCUUCGUGUACAUCUACACAACACUGUAAACUACAGUACUGCCGUGUGGAGCAACAGGAACUAAACAGUGCUUCAUGUCAAAAUGUUCAGUCUGGAAAAUCACAUUACUGACUACCAGAAAGCUCACAGACAUCUCAGACUGUGUGGAAAAUACAAUGUCAGUGUCCUCCAGAGACUCAAGAAAAGACCCUGGCGCAGCGAUUCUCUUACUGUCUGCAUCAGAGGACAUCAAUGAGAACUUUACUAUUUGUAAAUAUUUACUACUUUCUCCAGUGUGUUGUCUAGUACAGUUCACAACGUAUUAAUGAGAAUCCUGGUGUGAUAUUAAUGAAAGCUAAAAGUGAGUUAAUGUACAGGACUCCUUUUCAGGAAUUUACAAAUUUUACACAAAUUUUUUAAAACAAGUAUGUUGUUAACCUUGAUUAAAUCUUGUCACUUGGUAGUGUUAUAAUUUCAGGAUGUUUGCUAUACCAUUUUUAAUAAUAUGUUUAUGAUGAUAUCUUGCAGUAGCUUGAUAAGUUUGGCAUUAACAAUGUUCAUUGUUCUGAAGUAAAGCUUGAUUCUACUGAAGGUAACUGAAUUUUUUAGCAGAAAGUGUGGCAAAUUUAUAUAUAUAUAGGUUAAAUUGAUGCAGAUUCUGUAGGACAGGGAAAACCCAAGCAAGAUAAACUGUGUAUGUGAACACUGAAAUGCACUAUUGAAAUUUAACUAUAAAGCAAAGUGCAUUAUUUUGUCUAACUCUACUUAACUGUGUAAUAUCAUUCAAUGUAUACACCAUAGUAUACAUUGCCUUAAUUGAAAAACAUUAUUUCCAUAUCCAUGUCUGCAUUUCAGCUACUUCCUAUGCAGACACAAGUCUAUAUUGUUCUCCUUGGUAAGGCAUAUCUUUACAAACAAAAUAAUCCUGCUUUAAACUAAUACUUACAAAUAUUUCCAUAGAACUGUGGCAAAUAAAACAAAUGAAUGAAAGUCAUUAAAUUUCAUCCAAAACCUCUUUUCUAUAGAAAAUGUCCUUCAGACCAGUUAACACACAUAACUAUUGUGCAACACACAUUGAUAGCAAAAGCACAAUGUUAUAGAACAUCUUUGCCAAAUGAAUGUAUAUACAUUACGUCUGCAUGUUCUUCUUAUAUGAAAGUCAUUUGUCAAUUAAUGAAGUGCCUGUGUUUCAGUAAGAGUCAUUUACUCGUCUCCAAAUUCUCUCAGCUUUCAUGGAUUUUUGUCACUUAUAGCUUAUUCUACUGAUUAAGCCACAUGGGUGUUUGUAGUGUUAUGUUCAUUUACCAAUGUUGCACUAAUUGCAGUACGGCAUUGUAAAAAAUUAAAAACAAAUUGUACUUUGUAAUUUUUUCAAAUUAGAAUUGUUUUAAAAAUACAGUGAGCACACAGUCUUUAAACUGAAAACAAAAAUUGAUUUGAUUUGUCUUGAUUCGAACAAAUUUUGUUUCAAUAUAGAAAACAAAUAUUCAGACCAUGUUCUCUUUUAUGGACAAAUUUUCAUACAUUUUCCUACAACUACACCUAAUUUUACAAUACUUGUGAAAUGAGACAGUCAAAUUUUCUGAAUGAUGGUGGUGUAUCCGUUUAUGUAGCAACAUUAAAGCCAGCUACAUUUAGUAAAAAAUAUAGUCUUCAAUUAUGAAUGUUAUUUGUUAUGCUUCUCAUUUCCUUUAUUCAAUGGUUUGUAUUAUAGCCAU